UGCUGCCUUCCCGGGGCGGCGGCGGGGCCAUGGCGGCGGGCUCGGUGGUGGUGGCGGGCUCCGCUGAGCAGUUCCAGCAGCUGCUGCAGCAGAAGGAUCGAGAGACGGUUUGCCUUUGGGAUCAUUGCUGUUGGUGACUCGUGUACAAGAGUGCUGGAAGAAUCUAUACAGAUGACAGCCCUGGAGAAGAUGUCUUGAACUGUUCCUGAGCUCAGGUCCCUUGUAGUUGUCCACUUUUGGGCACCAUGGGCUCCUCAGUGUGCUCAAAUGAAUGAGGUUAUGGCAGCACUAGCAAAGGAACACAUGCAGGUUACGUUUGUGAAGCUGGAAGCUGAAGCUGUGCCUGAAGUAUCUGAAAAAUAUGGAAUUAGUUCUGUUCCAACGUUCUUAUUCUUUAAGAAUUCUCAGAAAGUUGACAGAUUAGAUGGUGCACAUGCCCCAGAGCUGACCAAAAAAGUACAGCGCCACGCGUCCAGCACUUCUGUUUCUGCUGGCUCUAACGAUGGUGCAAAAGAAGAUCUCAAUGUACGUCUAAAGAAACUCAUCAAUGCUGCCCCUUGCAUGCUGUUUAUGAAAGGAUCUCCAAAAGAACCUCGCUGUGGUUUCAGCAAACAAAUGGUGGAGAUACUGAGCAAACAUGGUAUUUCAUUUAGCAGUUUUGAUAUUUUUUCUGAUGAAGAAGUUCGUCAGGGGCUGAAAACAUAUUCUAAUUGGCCAACUUAUCCGCAGUUGUAUGUAGCAGGAGAGCUUAUAGGCGGACUUGAUAUUAUCAAGGAACUUGAGGCAUCAGGAGAGCUGGAUACAAUCUGUCCGAAGACACAGAAGUUGGAGGACAGGCUAAAAACCUUGAUAAACAAAGCUCCUGUGAUGCUUUUUAUGAAGGGAAGCAAACAGAUGGCAAAAUGUGGAUUCAGCAGGCAAAUUACAGAAAUCCUAAAUAGUACUGGCAUUGAUUAUGAGACAUUUGACAUACUGGAAGACGAAGAGGUGCGGCAAGGAUUAAAAACCUAUUCAAACUGGCCAACGUAUCCUCAGUUAUAUGUGAAAGGUGAACUUGUUGGAGGGCUGGAUAUUGUAAAGGAACUACAGGAAAGUGGGGAAUUGUUGCCUAUUCUGAAGGGAGAAAAUUAAUGGAAAAAGACAUCAGUGGGAACAGAAGUACUUUGAACAAUUAUUCAUUUAUAGAUUAUAUUGGAGCAAUAUACAGCUUAGCCCUGUGGAACCCAUCAGGAGUAAAUAAAGACAGCUUAUGUACUCUUAUGUAUUUCACAAGACCAUGCUACAUAUGAAAAUGUGUUUCCCCUGAAGAUACAGAAAUGUCAAGGUCUUCAAGUUCAAUUAAAAUAUUAUUCUAAAGAA
Falco peregrinus (peregrine falcon) is the source of this 1359-nucleotide messenger RNA. RefSeq names its product glutaredoxin 3 (gene GLRX3). Bases 268 to 1131 code for a protein of 287 amino acids. NCBI's taxonomy places the organism in Eukaryota, Metazoa, Chordata, Aves, Falconiformes, Falconidae. The transcript is spliced from 12 exons. The record is from RefSeq and is a predicted model, not a curated record.